Molecule: messenger RNA, 3572 nt
Organism: Lineus longissimus
Lineage: Eukaryota; Metazoa; Nemertea; Pilidiophora; Heteronemertea; Lineidae
Product: 26S proteasome non-ATPase regulatory subunit 1-like
Exons: 15
Coding region: 99-3152 (1017 amino acids)
Biological process (GO): regulation of protein catabolic process; proteasome-mediated ubiquitin-dependent protein catabolic process
Cellular component (GO): proteasome complex; nucleus; proteasome storage granule
Molecular function (GO): enzyme regulator activity
Source: RefSeq, a predicted model, not a curated record
CCGCAUAUAGACGCCAUCUUUGAUUUUUCGCCGGCUCGCUUCAAAGUUUUCUUCAAACAAAACACUUAUCAACUGGCUUUUGCGAACAAUUUACGAGGAUGAUAAUGAACAUAACGUCUGCAGCUGGUGUUAUCGCCUUACUAGAUGAAGAUGAACCAGAAUUAAAGGUCUUUGCCCUUCAAAAACUUGAUCAAAUAGUUGAUGUCUUCUGGGCAGAAAUAUCAGAUGCUGUCUCGAAAAUUGAGGUUCUGCAUGAAGAUAUUUCCUUUUCCCACAAGUCGCUGGCAGCCCUUGUUGCAUCAAAGGUCUACUACCAUCUUGGAGCCUUUGAGGAGUCUUUGACCUACGCCCUUGGAGCGACGGAAUUGUUUGAUGUCAACUCCACCACAGAAUAUGUUGAGACCACAAUUUCCAAGUGUAUUGACCAUUACACAAAGCUCCGGGUAAGCAAUGCUGAGGCCAGUGAUGAGGACCAGAAGCCAAUUGACCCUCGACUUGAGGCCAUUGUCAACCGCAUGUUUCAGCGAUGCUUCGAUGAUCACGAGUACAAACAGGCUGUUGGCAUUGCCCUUGAGACGAGACGCAUCGAUAUCUUUGAAAAGGCCAUCUUGCAAGCGGAUGAUGUCCAGAACAUGCUGUCUUAUGCGGUCAAGGUGACCAUGUCUCUUAUCCAGAAUCGUCAGUUCAGGAACCAUGUGCUCCGGGUCCUGGUCAAGCUCUAUAUGGGCCUUGCUGUCCCAGACUACAUCAGUGUCUGCCAGUGUCUGAUUUUCUUAGACGACCCGCAGGCAGUGGCAGACAUCUUAGAGAAGUUGGUGAAAGGGUCGGAGGACUCUGUCCUCAUGGCGUACCAAAUAGGCUUUGAUCUUUACGAGAGUGCCACCCAGAAGUUCCUUGGGCGAAUCCAGGGGGCUCUCAGAGCACAGGCACCCAUCCCAAUCCCAGAUAGUGUGCAGAAAGAAGAGAAGAAGGAUGCAGAACCAAAAACAGAGAGUGCCAUGGAAACAGACGCUGAACCUGCAGAACCUGAGAAAACAGCUGCAGAAAAGAAACUGGAAGAUUUGAGUGAAUCCGAUCGGGCGGUUCAGGAUCGAAUAACAAAAUUACACACAAUAUUGGGUGGAGAAACAACUAUAGGUCUACACUUACAGUUUACCAUCCGGAACAACAAGUCAGAUUUGCUGAUUCUCAAAAAUACUAAGGAUGCUGUGAGAAACUCGGUGUGUCACACAGCGACUGUCAUCGCCAAUGGCCUGAUGCACUGCAGUACAACAUCAGAUCAGUUCCUGCGAGACAACUUAGAAUGGCUGGCCAGAGCUACGAAUUGGGCAAAGUUUACUGCUACUGCAAGCUUAGGAGUUAUACACAAAGGACAUGAAAAAGAAGCUUUAGGUCUGAUGUCCACAUAUUUACCAAAAGAUACUGGUUCCGGGUCGGCAUAUUCAGAGGGAGGUGGCAUGUAUGCACUAGGUCUUAUACAUGCUAACCAUGGCGGUGAGAUAACAGAAUAUUUACUCAACCAGCUAAAAGAGGCCUCCACUGAUAUGGUGCGUCACGGAGGCUGCCUCGGUGUUGGUCUCGCAGCAAUGGGGACCGCCCGCCAAGAUAUUUAUGACCAAUUGAAGUUCAACCUUUACCAAGAUGAUGCUGUGACUGGUGAAGCUGCUGGAAUAGCGAUGGGUCUGGUCAUGUUAGGAACCAAGGCUGCUUCAGCUAUUGAGGACAUGGUCGCGUAUGCCCAAGAGACCCAACAUGAGAAAAUUCUGCGAGGUUUGGCAGUGGGUAUAGCUCUCACCAUGUUUGGGCGCCUGGAAGAGGCGGACACGCUCAUUGAGAGUCUCUCGAGAGAUAAGGAUCCUAUCCUGCGCCGAUCUGGCAUGUACACACUUGCUAUGGCUUACUGUGGAACAGGCAAGAAUGAGGCGAUCAGAAAGCUGCUGCACGUCGCUGUAAGUGAUGUGAACGAUGAUGUGAGGAGAGCUGCUGUGACCUCUCUCGGUUUCUUGCUGUUCAGAACUCCCGAGCAGUGCCCUAGCGUGGUGUCUCUACUCUCCGAGAGUUACAACCCCCAUGUGAGGUACGGCGCAGCCAUGGCGUUGGGUAUAGCCUGUGCCGGUACCGGACUAAAGGAGGCAUUGUCGCUACUCGAACCGAUGACUAACGAUCCCGUUAAUUAUGUCCGCCAAGCUGCUCUUAUUGCAUCGGCAUUGAUCCUCGUCCAACACAAUGACAUCACGUGUCCUAAAGUUGCACAUUACCGCCAACUCUACAUGAAAGUAAUCAGCGACAAACACGAAGACGUCAUGGCGAAAUUUGGUGCCAUCUUGGCUCAAGGUAUCCUUGAUGCUGGUGGUCGCAAUAUGUCAAUCUGCAUGCAGUCGAGGACUGGACACAUCAACAUGCAAGCAGUCGUAGGGAUGCUCGUCUUCCUUCAGUUCUGGUACUGGUUUCCUCUCGCCCAUUUCAUUGCCCUGGCGUUCACACCAACCUGCUUGAUUGGUUUGAACUCUGAUCUGAAGAUGCCCAAUAUCCAGUUCCGGUCGAAUGCCAAGCCAUCAACAUUUGCCUACCCACCACCUCUUGAGGAUAAGAAGGAGAAGACAAAAGAGAAGGUUGAGACUGCUGUGCUGAGUAUCACUGCAAAGCAGAAGAAGAAAGAAGCUGAGAAAAAAGGGAAGGAAGAGAAGAUGGAGGUGGAUGAGGAGAAAGAUGGCGACACGAAGGAGGACAAGAAAGAGGAAAAGAAAGAUGAAAGUAAGAAAGUCGAGGAGGACAAGAAGGGGAAGGAGAGUGGGAAAGAGAAAGGGAAGAAAGUUGAAAUAAAGGAAGCAGACGACAAGGGCAAGAAGGAAGAUGACAAGGAGGAGAAGAAGGAACCUGAGAAGAAAAAGGAGCCUGAGCCGAACUUUGAGAUGUUGACCAACCCGGCUCGCAUCAUGAAUGCCCAGCGUAAGGUCUUGGUGAAUCCCGAGGGAGCGCGCUACACGACUGUGAAGGAAAUCACUCAUGGUGGGAUCCUGUUGUUGAAGGAUACGACCCCUGGAGAGACCGAGGACAUCAUUGAGCCGAUUGCUGCGGGAGGUCCCAAGAUAGACACUGAAGAGGGUGAUGAACCAGAACCACCAGAGCCAUUUGAAUACACUGAGGAUUAGUGUGUUCGAAACUAAAAACUAGUAUGACUGUUGGUUGAAAGAGGCUUGUACUGAAGAUUCUCUGAGGCUCGUCUACAUGUGCUUACAAUGUGAAAUAAUGGACCUCCUCGUCUUAACGCAGACUAUGUUCUGAUGUGUCACUGUGCUCAUUUUAGAUAAUUCCAUCGUAUGAGAAAACUUCCUUACAUUGACUUUUCAAGACAUCUUGGAUCAGUUUCGUUACCACUUGGACUUGCCCUCUUCGUUUCUAUCAUUGUGUAUUGUUUUGUAACCUUGAAGUAAUUCGUAAAGUCAUUUUCAGCUGAGCUGAUCUUGUAAUUGUACCUUAGAUUGAGCCUGUUCACAAAAACAGAAAUGUUCCAGAGAAACGUAAUUGUAAAAGAAAUUGUCUGAAACUUUAAAAAAGACGUUAAAUUAUCA